Molecule: messenger RNA, 1125 nt
Organism: Trichomonas vaginalis G3
Lineage: Eukaryota; Parabasalia; Trichomonadida; Trichomonadidae
Exons: 1
Coding region: 1-1125 (374 amino acids)
Source: RefSeq, a predicted model, not a curated record
AUGAGUUUUUCAAUCACUGGUAGGGAAUCGAACGCAUCUGGUGCUGCUAUCAGACGCACCAAAACAGCAGAUAUCAGUGGGUUCGAGCAGGAUCCAGAAGUUGCAAAGCUUCAUGAUAAAUUAGAUUCCGUUGAAGAAAUUAUAGCAAAUUUCAAAGCUGAAAUGAAGAACAAAACAUCAUUCUACGAAUCAGAAAUGGAAAAUCUACAAACACAAAUCAGAAAGAAAAAGAUUGAGUCAGAAACGAAACUUUCUGCAUUACGUGAGAACAAUGAAAUCGAACUUCAAGAAAUUGAUCAGCAAAACGACUUAGAAAUCAAAUCUAUACAAGAACAAAUCAAUAACUUCCGUCAAAGUCGAUCUGUUCAUACAAACUAUCAUAUGCAGACGAUGCGAACAAAGAAAGAAGCAGAACUUGCUGACCUUCGUCGCCAGAUUGAGCAGCUUAGAAUUAAAAACACAGAAAGCGUUUAUGAAAAUACAACAAAGAAUCAAAGCGAUAAAAUGAACAAUCAAGCCAAAAUUGCCGAAAUGACAGCUCAAAUAGAAAUUUUAGAUGGCGAAAUUAAGGAAAUUAAUGCAUCAAGACAAGAAGAAUUACAAUCAACUAGUUUGAAGGUCCAACAGACAUCGCAAGCCUUCGAGCAGCGUGCUAAGGAGCAGCAGGAACGUAUUACCGCCUACAGAAAUGAUUUCCAGAAGAGAAAUGCUCAACAUCAAGAGUUAAUUGCACUUGCCGAGCAACAGGCAGAAGCGGAAAUGCAACAGAUGGAAAAUGAUCUUACAGUUGCUACCGAUAGAUGCACAAAAAUGCAGCAAACUUUAGAUAGAUAUCAAAGAAGGUCACAACGCGAGGAACAAAUCAUUAAAGACGAUAUUGCAUCUCUUAAGGAAGUUAUUGAGCGUUCAAAGAAGCUCGAAGAAGAACAAUUAAACUCAACUAAGGAUCAAAUUACAAAAUUACAAUCUGCUACUAGCGAUACAAUAGCUAUUGAUCAAGAAAUUGAGGCUAUUCGUGCAGAAAUUGAGCAGACUAAGGCAGAUAAUGCUGAUAUGAGACGUGAAAGAACUCGUCUCGAUACUUCCAUGUAUUCAACAAGACUUUCAAGAUUCCAUAGCAAAUAA